CCACUCUGUUCAUGUUCUUGUUGUGCAAGGACUUGCAUAUAUUGUCUUUGGAUACUAGCGGAUAAGUACCGAUCUGUGAUGUUCCUAUUCUCUCGCUCAAAGUCAGCUGAGAUAUGCCCUAUCUUCUGUGACCAAGAACAGGUUCACCCAUCAAAAUUAAUGACACAACUGUCGAACAACAGGAAUUAUAAUAUGCAGUUCUCUUGUUAUGACGUUCAAAUGAAUUUCAGUUCCUGUUCUGGGUUUUAAACAACAAAGGAAUUUUUUGAAUGCACUCUAUGUUUUUUUUCACACAGCUGUUAAGUGGCUGUUGUCUUCUAUAGGGCCGUUCGAAAAGACUUUACAGAAAAUUUGAUUGACAGCAAAGGUGGAAUCUUUAUGGCUGGUCUAUAAACACAGCAGGUAUUAGCACCAGGUAUCACAAACACAUACAGUAACAGUCCUGCCAGGUGUUUUUUUUUUCCUUUUCUUUUUUAAAGGCCACAGCGAAAGACACAGCAUGCAUCAAUUCCUUGUGAUUGUGCUCCUUGUGCCUCUUACAGCCGUUUCUCCGGCUGCUAUAAAUGGCGAUUAUGGCGGAAACGAAACAGAUUCAAGCACUUCUGAGAAGAUUGCAAGAGCAAAUGCUAAUACUGAGUUAAGUCACUUGACACACGGGGACAUAAUGAUGAAAACGGUUAAUGACGGAGGUGUUUUGAGGAAUGCUGUCCCCUGCACCGCCAACAACUGCAAAUGGCCUAAAAAAGGUCAAAAUGUCAAAGUGCCCUACGAAAUCACCUCUGAUUUUUCCAGGAAGGAAGCCAAAUCCAUAAAAAAAAUCCUGAAGGGCUUCAGGACAAACACUUGCAUUCGCUUCAUUAGGAAGAAGGAGAAACAUACGGACUACUUGUCUUUCAUCUCUGCUGAUGGGUGCUGGUCCUACCUUGGCCGGGUGGGAGGCAAACAGCAAAUCUCCUUGAAGAAAUCCGGUUGUUUAUUCACGGAUAUCAUGCAGCACGAGGCUCUCCAUGCACUUGGAUUCCACCAUGAGCAUGUUCGAUCUGACAGAGACGACCAUGUCACCAUUCAUUUUGACAACAUCAGACCAGGAUUGGAAUCCAACUUUAUCAAAUCUCCGACAAAUAACUUAGAGACCCCCUACGAUUUUCAAUCUGUGAUGCAUUACAGCAAGACAGAACGGAAUGCUCCAAAUGGAAUUAGUUCAGACGCCCCCAAGUUAGACUUAUGCGGGGUGCGCACCUCUGCUACUACUGAGAAAGGUGAACACACCUCUGCCACUGACAAGGAAGAUGAGUACGGGCACGCCGAAGCUAGUGUGGAGGGAGAUGGGGCGAUGAUACCACGGAGGCAGGGGGUCCUGGCCGCAGAGUCGUUGGAUGACCUUGCUGGAACAGGAACGAGCAACGGCAUCUUGGAUAUUGUCAUCGGAGCGGGGCGUAGCUCCAGUCGCGGCAUCUCGGACGAUGACACCACAGCAGGUGGGCACCCUGACAGCACCGUGAACGACAUCACAGGUGCAGGACAUAGCGCCGGUAGCGGCACUAACGAUGACGUCACCACAGCAGGCGGGCAUGCCGAUGGCACCGUAAACAACCUCAUUGGAACAGGAACAAGAGUUGGGAGCGGUGUCGUGGAUGAGGUCACCACCACAGGAAGUAGCUGUGCGCCCUCCAUAGCACAGCAACUCAUUGCCCCGCCCUAA
This is a messenger RNA of Nerophis ophidion (straightnose pipefish), 1702 nucleotides long. RefSeq names its product hatching enzyme 1.2-like. Gene Ontology annotation, molecular function: metalloendopeptidase activity; zinc ion binding. NCBI's taxonomy places the organism in Eukaryota, Metazoa, Chordata, Actinopteri, Syngnathiformes, Syngnathidae. Gene Ontology annotation, biological process: proteolysis. Bases 500 to 1702 code for a protein of 400 amino acids. The transcript has 10 exons. The record is from RefSeq and is a predicted model, not a curated record.